Myxocyprinus asiaticus (Chinese sucker) is the source of this 3133-nucleotide messenger RNA. Its product is annotated as delta-like protein B. Gene Ontology annotation, molecular function: Notch binding; calcium ion binding. Gene Ontology annotation, biological process: Notch signaling pathway; multicellular organism development; cell communication. Lineage: Eukaryota; Metazoa; Chordata; Actinopteri; Cypriniformes; Catostomidae. Gene Ontology annotation, cellular component: membrane. The coding region runs from base 12 to 1877 and encodes 621 amino acids. The transcript is spliced from 7 exons. The record is from RefSeq and is a predicted model, not a curated record.
CAUUGAGCGAGAUGGCGCAUCUGUCUUUGUACUGCCUGCUGGCUCUGUCGUUUUUACAGUUGGUGGCCUCAUCGGGUGUAUUUGAAUUGAAAGUUCACUCGUUCAGCACAACACGCCGCUUCUGCAGGAGGACGCGAGAGUGCAACAUCUUUUUCAGGAUUUGUCUCAAACAUUCAGAGGACGUCAUCUCUGCCGAACCACCGUGCACUUUCGGGACGGGUCAGACCAGUGUCCUCCGGGCGGACCAGAACUCUAUAUCCAACAGCGCAGCCAUCCGAGUGCCUUUUCACUUCAAGUGGCCGGGGACAUUCUCUCUUAUUAUUGAGGCAUGGACUGCAGAGUCUCCCAAAGAGCAUCAUGACUACAUAGAGAAUCAAAACAAUCUGAUUAGUCGUUUAGCAACACGAAGACGCUUGGCGAUUGGGGAAGACUGGUCGCAGGAUGUUCAUUUUGGCGAGCAGAGUGAGCUACGUUACUCUUAUCACGUUUUCUGCGAUGACUUUUACUUCGGCGAGGCAUGUUCAGAUUACUGCCGUCCCCGUGAUGACACACUGGGACACUACACCUGUGAUGAGAACGGGAACCGGGAAUGCCUGCAAGGAUGGCAGGGAGACUACUGCUCUGACCCCAUCUGCUCUUCUGACUGCAGUGAGCGACACGGUUACUGUGAGUCACCCGGUGAGUGUAAGUGUCGUCUGGGAUGGCAAGGGCCAUCCUGCAGUGAGUGUGUACAUUACCCUGGCUGCCUGCAUGGGACCUGCUCGCAGCCGUGGCAGUGUGUAUGUAAGGAGGGUUGGGGCGGCCUCUUCUGUAACCAGGACCUCAACUAUUGCACUAACCAUAAACCCUGUGCUAAUGGCGCCACCUGCACCAACACUGGACAGGGCAGCUACACCUGCACCUGCCGGCCAGGAUAUGGUGGCACAAACUGUGAACUGGAGAUUAACGAGUGUGACUGUAACCCCUGCAAGAAUGGCGGCAGUUGCAACGAUUUGGAGAAUGAUUACUCCUGUACAUGUCCUCAGGGAUUCUAUGGGAAGAACUGUGAGAUCAUUGCGAUGACUUGUGCGGAUGACCCCUGCUUUAACGGAGGGACAUGUGAGGAGAAAGUCACUGGUGGCUACAUCUGCCGCUGCCCCCCAACCUUUACUGGAUCCAACUGUGAGAAGAGACUGGACCGCUGCAGCCACAAACCAUGCGCUAAUGGCGGUGAGUGUGUGGAUCUGGGUGCUAGCGUUCUGUGUCGUUGUCGCCCUGGUUUCACUGGCCCUCGAUGUGAAACAAAUAUUGAUGACUGUGCUCCCUUUACGUGUCAAAAUGCUGGAACCUGCAUUGAUGGCAUUAAUGACUACACCUGCACCUGUACAAUGGGCUUCACUGGAAAAAACUGCAGCCUCCAGGCAGACGCUUGUCUCACAAGCCCAUGUUUACAUGGAGGAACAUGCUUCACACACUUCACAGGGCCAGUGUGUCAGUGUGUGCCUGGGUUCAUGGGUCUGACCUGCGAGUUUCCUGUGCAGGCAGGUUUGGAGCUGAUGGCUCCCCGGUCUGGGCGAACCUCACCUUCAACAGUGGCAGUCUCAUGCGUGUUAGGUUUGUUGGCUGUGUUUUUGGGAGUGUGUGUGGCACUGGUUGUGAUCAGGAGGAGGAGGCAUAGGCUGCGCAGACAGCAGCUGUGCGAUUCUGUGUUUAAUGAUUUGGAGACGGUGAAUAAUUUAGACAGGCAGCACUAUCCCUAUGACAGAGACUUCAGUCACUCUGCGAGUCAGGUGAAACCCUGCAACACUGUAGACAGACUCAGUCUCUCAUUGGCUGGCUCUAACACGCUGCCUGCUGGGCAGGACUUCCUGUGGAGCACUGGAGGAGGGCUUAGAUGAGACAACACAGACAAAAAUGUGUGUAAAUGGCUAUAAAUACACAAACAUGCUCAUGCAUAUACAUACUACUGUAUGCAUACUGUAUGCAUAAGAUAUACACAGAAACACACAAAUAUGUUCAUGUACAUACACUCACAUGCAGGGAUAAGAAUCUGGAUUUAGCACUUGCUUUUGUCUUAAUUUUUAUGAAUGAAUGCAUAAGUGAACAAAUGAAUGAAUGAAUGAUGUAUUAACAACUGAAUAAGGGAUUGGACCUUUGCCAUCUGUAUAGGUGGAAAACUCUGUAAACCAAAAAAUGCUUGGCUCUGUGAAUCUGUUUUCAUAUGAAGACAGACACAGAGCCCUUAUAGGAAUAUUCCGUGUUCAAUACAAGUAAAGCACAAUUGACAGCAUCUGUGGCAUAAUGUUGAUGACCACAAAAAUAAUUUCGACUCGUCCCUCCUUUUCUUUAAAAAAAAGAAAAAAAAUCAAGGUUAAAGUGAGGCACUUACAAUGGAAGUGAAUGGGGCCAAUUUUUGGAGGGUUUAAAUGGAGAAAUAUGAAGCUUACAAUUUUGUUAAAGCACUUACAUUAAUUCUUCUGUUAAAACUCAUGUAUUAUUUGACCUGUAAAGUUCGUUUUAGAGUUUAUUGACUACAUUGUCAUGGCAAUGAAGUUGUAAAAUUGGCUAUAACUUUACACAGAAAAGGUUAAGCGAUUUUAUAACACUAAAAUCAUGUUAACAUGCUAAUUGUUUAUGUCUUGUGGCUAUACUUUUGAAACAGUGAGUAUUUUAAUGUUUAUGGAUUGGCCCCAUUCACUUCCAUUUAAGUUGUUUUUGCUUCUUUUUUUUUUAAGAAAGAAAGGAGCAAUUCAAGAUCAAUUUUUGUGGUAAUCAACAUUAUGUCACAAAUGCUGUCGAUCGAGCUUAACUUGUAUUGAACCCGGAAUAUUCCUUUAAAGCUGAAAAAGACUUAGGUUACAGAACUGAUAUCUUUAUACAAAGAUAAAGGAAUUAAAAUAACUCUAAGAGAACUAAGUAAGGAAAUACCUCUAAGAGAGAAAAACAGAAGAGCAUGACAAGGUUAAAUGCUCUCCAGUCAAACUCUGGCCUCAGUUUACUGUAAGAAUAACACCUUAAUUCUUUUUUUUACUGUAAGUUUGUCAGAAUGUUUUCACACAGCUUUAUCUGCCAGCAACCAUGUAUUAAUAAUAUAUAUAUAUAUAUAUACACAUACACAUACACACACACACAGGAGCGUAGUUUCCAGGGGGGA